AUGUACUCAUUCCGCAAUCCUGUGUUCAAGGCGCAUGCGACGGAGGCUGCUAGGAUGAACAAUCCACCAAAUGCAAUACCUCCACAGAUUUGGCGGGAAAUGGUUCGCAAAUGGUCAGACCCUAGCUGGGUGGAUACAAGUGACAAGAACAAGGAGAACCGUGAGAAGUGUGAGCUGAAGUCAACUUGUGGUUCUGCUCCCUUGGCAAAGUACAGAUUGGAAGAGAUCAAGAAGACGGGCAGAGAACCUGAUCCUAUUGAGACUUUCAGGAAGUUUCAUUCAACAAAGGAUAAUUUCACCACUCCCAAGGCUCAGGCUCGACAUGCUGGAAUGAAGGAGAAGGAGGCAGAGAAGUUGAGCAAAGGGGAGGAUAUGAACAAGUUUGCUAUUUAUGGAGAGGUGGUAGGCCAGCAGUGA
This is a messenger RNA of Linum trigynum, 417 nucleotides long. The record is from the annotation of a GenBank genome assembly. NCBI's taxonomy places the organism in Eukaryota, Viridiplantae, Streptophyta, Magnoliopsida, Malpighiales, Linaceae.